Colletotrichum tamarilloi is the source of this 219-nucleotide messenger RNA. RefSeq lists its product as uncharacterized. The transcript is spliced from 2 exons. The record is from RefSeq and is a predicted model, not a curated record. Bases 1 to 219 code for a protein of 72 amino acids. NCBI's taxonomy places the organism in Eukaryota, Fungi, Ascomycota, Sordariomycetes, Glomerellales, Glomerellaceae.
AUGGCUCGCCCCGUGAAACCGACCCGCUGUUGUCGUAAGGUGGUCGACCGAGUUGUCCGCCUGGACAAUGCGUGGGUGCGUCCUGGAGAUACCAAUCAGCAAUGGUACGACUGGUCGCUCAGCGGGGCCGAAGGGGGGCCUCCCAGGUGCGGAAAGGAUGCAGCUUUCCGCACCACGAACUGCCCUGGUCCUGCAGCUUUGGAAUGGUCGUGGUUUUGA